AUGAAAAUGCCUUUGCUCGCAAAGUUUUCUUGCUCUGCAUUACGAUCUUUCAAACCAAGAGCUUUUUUCAAAUAUUCGCAAAAAAGAGCAAAAAAAGUUAAAUCUGCACAUAAGAUCCCUGUGUAUUCUUCUUCAUUCAAGAAUGUUCAUUUAGAUUCAAUUAGGGUGAGCGUCAGACCAGCUCCAGCCGAGGACUUUGUAAUACCUAAAGAUGUUAAAGACUUACAGUUUAAAUAUUUAGUCUUAGACACCGACUUGGAACAGUAUGUUGUUCCUCACAUCGAUAGCGAUGUCCUUAGCAAUGGAUUCGGGGAACCACAACUCGCUAUAGAAAUUCUAUCCAGCGGAAGUGAAAAUUCACGUCCUUAUUAUAAUGAAAAAGUGGGUUACUUUAAAGUUCAGACCGUAUUUGCCAUUCGUGUCAUUUCGACACAUGUCACAUUUUAUAAAGCUAUGAUCCCUGCUAAAUAUUGGAACGAGCUUGAAAAUGGUUAUCCGGAAGAACAGUCAAUUGAAAUUCUAAGGUGGUCAGCUAUAAAUCUUAAGGAUUCUGAUUUUGAUCUUGCUGAGCCAGAUGGAAGGAAAAAU
This is a messenger RNA of Racocetra fulgida, 588 nucleotides long. The record is from the annotation of a GenBank genome assembly. NCBI's taxonomy places the organism in Eukaryota, Fungi, Glomeromycota, Glomeromycetes, Diversisporales, Gigasporaceae.